Effrenium voratum is the source of this 1693-nucleotide messenger RNA. The record is from the annotation of a GenBank genome assembly. Lineage: Eukaryota; Dinophyceae; Suessiales; Symbiodiniaceae.
CAAGCAGUUCGGCCCAAGCGGUUUGGGGGGAUUGCGUCCCCAUGGCGGAGCCGCCUGAGGAGGUGGCGGAAUUCGUGCUGGACGCCCGAUAUGGCGACGACGAGGCAGUGGAUGCGGCCCUCGGCGCCGGAGUGCAGGUGGAUGCGCAGAGCCACGGCGGCAGCACAGCGCUGCUUAUGGCCAGUGCCAACGGGCACACGGCCAUCGUGCGCAGGCUGCUCCAGGCCCGGGCCGCGCCCAGCCUGGCCAACGACGCGGGGAACUGCCCGCUGCACUGGGCUGCGCUGAACGGGCAUCUAGAGGUGGUUCGGGCAUUGCUGGAGGCGCGCGCCAACGCCAACGCCCGCAACGACUUCAAGAAGAGGCCAUUUGACGAGGCCCUGAGCAAGAGCAAUGAGGACAUUUGCGAGGCCUUGGCAUCGGCUACGUGUUUUGAUGAGGAUGUGCCGGAGCCGGAGGCGCAGGAGGAAGACUCCCGGCAGGAGCAGCCGGUGAUCCUCGGCAUGGGCAACCCCCUGCUGGAUAUUUCAGCGGAGGUGCCCGAGGAGCUGCUGGGCAGAUACGGCCUGAAGACGGGGGAUGCCAUCCUGGCGGAACCAAAGCACGAGGCGCUGUACCAAGAGCUUGCGGCCAUGGACACGGUGAAGUAUGUGGCGGGCGGCGCGACGCAGAACUCGAUCCGCGUUGCGCAAUGGAUGCUGCAGGAGCCAGGCAUGACGGCGUACAUGGGCUGCAUCGGCGACGACGCCUUCGGCCGGAAGCUGGCCAAGGCCUGCGAGGAGGACGGCGUGCUGACCAGGUACCAGGUGGACAAGGAGACGCCCACGGGAACCUGUGCGGUGACCAUUGUGGACAAGGAGCGGUCGUUGACCACACGGCUGGGGGCUGCAAACAAGUUCACCGUGAGCCACGUGAAGGAGCCCGAGAACUUCAACCUCUUGAAGUCCGCGAAGAUUGUCUACAGCGCGGGUUUCUUUAUCACCGUGUCCCCCGAAUCCAUCGAGCUGGCCUGCAAGGUGGCAGAGAUGUCGGGGGGCCUCUAUUGUCUAAACCUCUCGGCAGCCUUCAUUGUGGAGGUGCCUGUCUUCCGCUCAGUGCUGGAGAAGGCGCUGCCCCACGUGGACUACCUCUUCGGCAAUGAGACGGAGGCCAGAGCCUAUGCCACGGCGGUGGGCUGGGAUACGGCAGAUGUGGCCUUCAUUGCCACGCGCCUGUCUUUGGUGCCCAUGGCCGGCAAGAAGCCCCCGAGGCACGUGGUCAUCACCCAAGGCGCGGAGCCCACGGUUGUGGCGCGCCGCGGGGCGGUGACGCUGCACGAGGUGCAAACUUUGGCGCCCGAGCUGAUUGUUGACACCAACGGCGCCGGGGACGCCUUCGUCGGGGGCUUCCUGGCGGCUGUGUCCAAGGGCCGGGCGCUGGGUGCCUGCUGCCAGGCGGGUAGCUACGCCGCGGGCACGGUGAUCCAGCACUCCGGCUGCACCUUCCCAGAGAAGCCGUCCUACUGCAUUUGAGCCUUCCUCUUCAUGCUCGAAGAUGAUGCGUGAUUGCCCGCCCAAUUCGAGAAGCCAGCUGGGAUAUUGAGAGGGCGCGUGCCAGCUCCAGCCAGGCCGCGCUAUCGCGCAUGCGAGCGAUGAGCCGGGGCAGGGGUCACAGAAGCCGCCACGCCUGCCUGGCUUAGAGGCGAAAGGGGGUG